AUGAAGGUCAUCACAGCCAUAUCCGCCCUCCUGUUCAUCGGAGCCGCAACCGCCGACAUCCAAUCUAAGCCUUUCAACCUAGUCAUCCAAUCAGCCAAGAAGUCUAUCGAUGGCCAGAAGCUCGCGGCUUGCCACUCCGGUGCUGCCAUUGAGUCCCUCUGCCUCGCUGGUAGCGGCUCCAAUUUCCACCUUAACACCACUCAGGGCGAGCAAGCCCCAAUCAAGGGCCAGGGUAUCCCCGGAACUCUAGUCUGGAGGCUCCCCUACACCGGCGAGGGUAACAAAAUCGAAUACGAGUCCGAGCCCAUGAGCUUCUACAGCGACCCCUCCACCAAUGUAGCUAUGCCCUUGUUCGAGCCUGGCUAUGACGUGCAGUCAGUCAUGUUCGAUAAGGAUGGUAAAAUGGGUAUCUACAGUUAUCUUGACGAUACUGUUUCCCCGCCUACUGGUGACAAGGUCAAGAUUCUGCGGAAUUGGUAUAUCUGUGAGACUUAUUACAGUGCUUACACCUAUCACACUCUGAACUGGGUUCUGGGCGAUGCUAAGGCUAAGCCUCAGAACCCGAGCUGUGUUAAGGUUGUGGUUGAGCGCAAGUUCAUUUAG
Molecule: messenger RNA, 603 nt
Organism: Penicillium maclennaniae
Lineage: Eukaryota; Fungi; Ascomycota; Eurotiomycetes; Eurotiales; Aspergillaceae
Exons: 2
Coding region: 1-603 (200 amino acids)
Source: RefSeq, a predicted model, not a curated record